Molecule: messenger RNA, 678 nt
Organism: Hermetia illucens (black soldier fly)
Lineage: Eukaryota; Metazoa; Arthropoda; Insecta; Diptera; Stratiomyidae
Gene: mRpL21
Product: 39S ribosomal protein L21, mitochondrial
Exons: 2
Coding region: 107-628 (173 amino acids)
Cellular component (GO): mitochondrial large ribosomal subunit; ribosome
Molecular function (GO): structural constituent of ribosome
Source: RefSeq, a predicted model, not a curated record
GGCUUUAAUCGUCCGAACUGUCAGCACAGAGGAUGACAUUCUGGUUAUAACCAACGAAAGAGUGCCUCGUUUCUGAUUUUUAAAUAAUUUCUGUGCUAAGUAGGGAAUGCUGGCUAAUGUCGGAAGGUUAUUACGGAGCUUAUCCAUUGCGUCCGUGCAAGGUGUAACGCUUAGGAGGGGCUUAUGCAGUGUAAAGGAUUUUGAACCAAGCAAUGAUGUCCUCACAAAAGUGCAACAUCAAAUCAAUAACCAGAACACAGGCCGAAACUUCGCAGUUGUUCAUCUUUGCGGGAAACAAUUUAAAGUAUCAACAGGUGACAUAGUUAUCGUGGAAGGAUAUUGGCCACCUACAGUCGGCGAUCAGGUUCGGUUAGAAAAAGUGAUGUUGGCGGGCUGUAAGGAUUUCACUCUAUUCGGUCGUCCCAUCUUGGAACCAGGCACGGUUGAUGUGCAAGCUACCGUCGUUGAUAAAACCCUGUCGCAUACAAAAACCCAUUUCCGAAAGAAACGAAGGAAACAGUAUAUGCGAAUCAAUUUCCAGAGAGUUUACCAGACAAUGUUGCGAAUUAAUUCGAUUCAGAUGCGAGGGCUAGACCAAGGAAGUAAUAUUCAAAAAAGCUUGUUUUAAAGUAGGAACUGUUCUAGAUUAGCGUUUGGAAAAAUACAAAGUUGUAAAUG